UCUGCCUCCGGUGUGAAAACCGGAAACGCGACGUAAACAAACCUCGCGCGGUGUUUCAGCUGCUCUUCACGGAAAGUAACGGGGCUCGCGGUCGCAGCGGAGCACCGACGGUUGCCAUGGUGAAGUGUGUGGUCUCCGGGUGUCCGAACCGGAUGGUGACCGUUAACCGGAACUUCUUGAACCGAACACCGAAGCGGUUCUUCCACUUCCCCAAAGACCCGGCUCGAGUCAAGGUGUGGCUGGCGGCGCUGAGGGAGACCGACAAGCAGGACUCCACGGAGCGUCACAUGAUCUGCGAGGACCACUUCCUGCCGGAGGACGUCUCUUCCAGCGGGGUCACCAGCGACGUCAUUCCCAUCAUGCCCCCUUACCUGGACGGGCCGCGGGGCCUGAUCAGCCCCUGGGGAGCCGAGUCCUCGGAGGAAGAGGAGGAAGAGGAGGAGGAUGAAGAUGAAGGUGGAGAUGCACCGGAUCCACUGCAGCAGGAUCCAGGUGGAGGUCUGGAGAAUCCUCCAGAGGCUGAACGGACCAGCGCCGCCCCACAACAGAGGAGACAGUUGGGACAGGGCACGUCUCAGAGGCUGCUGGGAUUGCUGACUCAGCGUUUCCUGGAGCUGCUGCUGGUGGCGCCGGGCGGCUCCGUGGACCUUCGGCAGGCGGCCGCGAGCCUGCAGACGCACAAACGGCGAGUGUACGACAUCACCAACGUCCUGGACGGGAUCAACCUCAUCCAGAAGGAGUCGGCCAACAGGAUCAAGUGGAUAGGAAGGUGUCCGAUCUCCAGCUUUCUGAGGAAGAACCAGCUCAAGUCCCAGAGCGAGCUGGAGAACCUGAAGCUGGUGGAGGACACGCUGGACGGCCUCAUCAAAAGCUGCGCCAGGCAGCUCUUCGACAUGACGGACGACGUGGAAAGCUCUGCGUCGGCCUACGUGACCUACGAGGACGUCAGCCGGAUCCGAGGCUUCCAGGAGCAGACGGUGAUCGUGGUGAAAGCUCCAGAGGAAACUAAACUGGAGAUUCCUGCUCCCGGAGAGGACUGCAUCCAGGUCAGCCUGAAGGCAGGGAGGGGACCCAUCACCGUGGUGACCUGUGAGAUGGGGUCCGGAGACGCUGUGACCUCCGACCUCGGAGAGAAAAGCAGCUUCUUUUUAACACUGGAGGAGAGUCGGAUCAGCACGCUGCACACAGAGUCUUCAGGUCCACAGAGUGCAUAACCACCAGUCAACCACCAGGAGGCGCCAGCUGUGAGCAGGAAGCCGCCCUGCAGGUCCACUAACAGACUCACUGAAGGAUUUCAGUCACAGCUCAGAGCUGCACCAAGAAGUCGAAGGAAAAGCACUUUGCUGCCAAUUAUUGAUAAUUGAUUCAUCGCUUCGGCCAUUUUACAGCCUCUUAAAGCUGCAGGUAACUUUUAUAAUAAUAACUUCCAGCCAGGAGGAGCCAGAGGAACCAGAUCUGUCUCUACUGUCAGGAUUCAGUGAGGAAGGUUAUUUUUACUAAAGUUACCUCCUGCAGCUUUAAUGUGAAUCAUUUAUGAUCCUAAUGAAGAGUCUCUUUGGGUUUUGGACCCUUGGUUGGACAAAAGAAGACAUUAAAAGACAUUAAAAGACAUUAUAAUGAGAAUUUUUAUAAUUUUCUUUCUUUUCUUUUCUUGUUAAGAUUAAAGAUAAAGAUAGUGUCUGGGCCUUUUUAUGGCCUUUUAUUAGAGCGGAGCAACGGAAGAGUGACAGGAAGGUGGCGGGACAGAGAGGGGACGCACCUGGACAAUCUGUAUAUUUAGAGAGUAGUUUUCCGAUCAUGGAAACACCUGGAAAAGUAUUAAAAUUACCAAAUACCCUGGAAAUAAUCCGGGUUGUCCUGAAGAAUGUUUAUUGUGUUUUUAGGGAUCUUUUUGUCAUAAUGAACCGGAGACACUUCAUUGUUAAUGGCAGUCAAAUUAUACGACUUUUGAGUGAGUGAGUGCUGUCGAGAAAAACUCCUGGAAAAGGUCCUGGAAAGGUCCUGGAAAAAGGAGUGAGAAUGCUGUUUGCAGCACAGAGGACUGUACGAGCCACCAGGACGAUCCAUCAUUAGCAUUUACACAAAUGUUUCUCUCUCUCUCUCACUCACUCACUCACUCACUCACUCACACACAUAGCAUUAUUCCAAAGCAGCAGGACAAAGGAUUUCUGGCAUUAAAAUGUAAAAAGACUAAUUAUGGAUCAUUUUAAAAGUGUUUAAAUAUCAUGACGAAGGUGAUCUUUGUGUUAGAAGUGAUGAAGAGGAGCGAUGAUGCAACAGCUGUGCCUCUGUAUUAAAUAUGACAUCAUCAUGUCCCAACUGACGUUCACUGUAAAAUAUUUUACCGUUUCUGUUCUUGUCUUUGUGUUCUGGAUUUAAAAAUGUUUUCAUGAAUAAAAUGUGAACUUGUGUAA
This is a messenger RNA of Dicentrarchus labrax (European seabass), 2414 nucleotides long. Its product is annotated as transcription factor E2F6-like. Gene Ontology annotation, molecular function: protein dimerization activity; DNA-binding transcription factor activity, RNA polymerase II-specific; RNA polymerase II cis-regulatory region sequence-specific DNA binding. The record is from RefSeq and is a predicted model, not a curated record. Gene Ontology annotation, biological process: regulation of transcription by RNA polymerase II. The transcript has 9 exons. The coding region runs from base 117 to 1214 and encodes 365 amino acids. Gene Ontology annotation, cellular component: RNA polymerase II transcription regulator complex. Lineage: Eukaryota; Metazoa; Chordata; Actinopteri; Moronidae.